GCCAGAUUUCUCGAUCUCACGGGGACAAGGCGCGCACGAAUCGUAACGUUAGCCAGGCUGACUCGUUCGACGGACUAAUCGUUUUUGUUUUCAACCAAAUCGGACUGGCGUCACUGCAGCCAACAGUAUGUAGGUUUGGAUGUAUGUAUGUACCGGUAGGUAGUUGGACAAAAUAAUCUCGGCAAGGAUAGCUCUGAGGGGUCGCGGAGGGGUUGAAUGAGAUUAUGAGUUCAAUUCAGGUGGCAAAGAUCGUGGCUGGUGAAAUUCUUCUGCUAUAUUUAUUCUCUUGACGAUAAAAAAUGCCACACCAUAUCCCAACGAGAAAGGGGGGGAAAUGCUUGAACCUGGGCCAAGGCCAGAGGAGCAAUUUUUUUUUCUCUCUUCUCUCUCUCUCUUCCCUUGCCCUCACGGAUAUUCCCCUCGCGGCUCUAUUUCGAAGCUGCACUCCCCGCACUGCCAGAGAACGUGGCCACCCGUCCGAUGACUUUUGGUCGGGAAGAAAGAGAGAAAUAGAGCGUAUGUGGAAACAGAGCAAGAAUGCGAAGAGGAAGUAUAGCUUGUCAAGAUGUCCUUGCAAGUCAAAACCUAUAUCAACACAGACGAAAGAAUUUUUUUUUCCAGUGACCGCGGCAGGAUCGAUCUUGUAUAAAACUAACGGUAUUGGACUAAUCACUACAAUGGGAUUCAUAGCUGGUCCUGGCAAUCCGGAGAUGGGCAUGCAUAAGGUACUCCAGGCUGCCAGGGACCUUGAAUUGUUUCGUUGGCCUCGGGACAAGAACGGUGAUGUAAUCAGGAGACCUGGAUCAGCUCCGGCAGGCGAUCCAAGAUUUCCCUUCAUGGAUCUAUGUACUCUGACCUUGAUGAGAGAGGGAGGUGAGAGUCAAAAUAAUUCAUUUAAUUCAUCUGGGACAGUCUCCAUUCAUGAUCGGAGAUGCAUUCUUGUAAAGGGUUCCAUCCCGCGUCGGAGACUUUUCUGUCUCUCAUUGGUCCCGGUCUGCUGUUUGCUUGCUCAGUCUCGGCUGUGGCUGUUAUUGGCCCUGUCAAGUCAAGCACCCGGUCGGGUCCUUAGGUAAUCUCUCAUCUCGGACUCGCUCUAAUCUCCGCUCUUUCUCUCUCAGCACCACAAUUGUGUUCCCAGCGUCGUAGCCAUAACCGCCACCUGUUUAUGCAACCACUGAUUACACUGUCAUCGACAGUGCUGCUCAUGGUGUUCCACCGGUAGACGAUAGACGGUCGACUGAAUUCCCUGAGGAUCUCUGCAGGAUGGUCUUCCGGAUGCUUGGGCUCCAAGCGUUGGAGGUGUGUGUCUUUGGGCAUAAUGGACUCCUCUCAUCCCUUCAUCGCACAGCAGCCUAAUGCUAAUGCACUUUCCCUUCUCUCUCAGACGCUGCUCGUUCGUCAGGUUUGUCAACGAUGGCCGAAGUCCGCUGCGAAA
Aspergillus brunneoviolaceus CBS 621.78 is the source of this 1435-nucleotide messenger RNA. RefSeq lists its product as uncharacterized. NCBI's taxonomy places the organism in Eukaryota, Fungi, Ascomycota, Eurotiomycetes, Eurotiales, Aspergillaceae. The transcript has a single exon. The record is from RefSeq and is a predicted model, not a curated record. Bases 300 to 1073 code for a protein of 257 amino acids.